Messenger RNA from Branchiostoma floridae (Florida lancelet), 2290 nucleotides. RefSeq names its product zinc finger protein 569-like. Gene Ontology annotation, biological process: regulation of transcription by RNA polymerase II. The coding region runs from base 191 to 1468 and encodes 425 amino acids. The record is from RefSeq and is a predicted model, not a curated record. NCBI's taxonomy places the organism in Eukaryota, Metazoa, Chordata, Leptocardii, Amphioxiformes, Branchiostomatidae. Gene Ontology annotation, molecular function: DNA-binding transcription factor activity, RNA polymerase II-specific; RNA polymerase II cis-regulatory region sequence-specific DNA binding. The transcript is spliced from 2 exons.
GAGUACUUCCGGGUCAGCUGCCCGCGACUUCCUGUUUGUUGGCAGUGACGCGAGCGUCUGGCAGUUUGGAAAAGUUUCCGGCUUCCAAAGCAAAAUAUACAACAACGUUCUCGGUUUUAGAAAGCUGAUCGGUGUAUUGGUGAAAGACAAGGUUUCUAGUCUGUUCAGACGUUGUGCCAGAUAAACGAGGAUGGCAUCAACAAGUAACGCGCAGACUUUGGAUGAUGUCAGGAGAAAGGCAGAGAAGGGUUAUGAUGCGCGACCUAGAAGGAAAGAGGAAAGCUACAGGUGUAAGGAAUGCAGCAAACAGUUCAGUUAUCUUGGUAAUCUGAAGACUCACAUGCGUGCUCACACCGGUGAGAAACCCUACAGGUGUGAGGAGUGCAACAGGCAGUUCAGUAGGCAAGAUGAACUGAAGAUUCACAUUCGGACUCACACAGGUGAGAAACCCUACAGGUGUGAGGAGUGCCGCAAGCAGUUCAGUCAGCUGUGUAGUCUACAGAAACACAUGCGGACUCACACAGGCGAGAAACCCUACAAGUGUGAGGAGUGCACCAGACAGUUCAGUAGGCAAGAUGAACUGAAAACUCACAUGCGGACUCACACAGGUGAGAAACCCUACAGGUGUGAGGAGUGCAGCAAGCAGUUCAGUCGGCUGGAUGUUCUGGAAAAACACAUGCGGGCUCACACAGGUGAGAAACCCUACAAGUGUGAGGUGUGCAGUAGGCAGUUCAGUGAGCUGGGUGUUCUGAAGAACCACAUGCGUACCCACACAGGGGAGAAACCUUUCACGUGUGAGGAUUGUGGCAGGCAGUUCCGUAACCUAUGUAACCUUAAGACCCACAUGCGGAAGCACACAGGGGAGAAACCCUAUAAGUGUGAGGAGUGCAGCAAGCAGUUCAGUCGCCUGGAUCAUCUUAAGACCCACAUACGAGCCCACACAGGGGAGAAACCCUAUACGUGUGAGGAGUGCAGCAGGCAGUUUAGUCAGCUGGUUAGUCUGAAGAUACACAUGCAGACUCACACAGGGGAGAAACCCUACAAGUGUGAGGAGUGCAACAAGCAGUUCAGUCGGCUGGGUAAUCUGAAGACCCACAUGCGAACCCACACAGGGGAGAAACCCUAUAGGUGUGAGGAGUGCAGCAGACAGUUCAGUCAGCUGGGCAAUCUAAAGACACAUAUGCGGACCCACACUUGUGAGAAACCGUACACGUGUGAGGAGUGCAACAGGCAGUUCAGUAAGCUGUGUGCUCUAACGAGGCACAUGCAGACUCACACAGGGGAAAAACCUUACAAGUGUGAAGAGUGCAGCAAGCAGUUCGGUUUGCUAGAUCACCUAAAGACACACAUGCGGACUCACACAGGGGAGAAACCCUACAAGUGUGAGGAGUGCAGCAAGCAGUCCAGUACGCUGAGUAAUCUUAAGACUCACAUGAAAACCCACAGGAGACAAGUCCAACAGGAGUAGCGCCUUUGGUAUAUGGUUUAGGAUGACAAGUUUUGUUAUAAAGUCUUCUGAAUCUGAUGUAUAACAUGAGAACUGCAUUGAUGUUAGGGGAGGCUGAUUUGUGCAUGAGAGCUUUACCAGUGUAGGGAAUUAACAGAAGAACAAGUGAUGACAGGUUGACGAAGUUGUCUUUUUUCCUUUUUGUUUGCAUUUAUGGGACUACUUCUCCUAACUUACUUAACUGUAUCUUUUUAUUGCAGCAUGAAUGCUAUAGUUAAAGCAAAACAGUGCACGUAUAGAAACGCUUUAGCAUGUUGAUUCCUUAUACUGUAGCUUAAUAUACUUUCGUUUGUUAACAAAGUUGUUUUGUUAGAAGUAACAUUCACAGCUUAUAGCAAACUUCUUUGUUUAUUUACCAUUAGUUUUACUAUCUUGUACAGCACUUCUGUUGUUUUGCAUUUCUAUUUCUAGAACAUCUGUAUGUUGUUUGCGUUAACUGUAGUUGUUGUUAUUUUAGCAAAUUUUCCUUUAGAUGACAGUUCUACCUGUUGCUGGUUUGAAUUUGUCGAAAACUGAGGGGAACUUUAUGUAAAAGCCAUUGAUCGAUAAAACAGUAUUAGCAUUUUAUUUUAUUAAAAAUACAAUUUAGGAUAACAUAAUACGGUCGACUCGCUCAUUCGCUGUUUAUAUUGACGUAAUCAGAACAAGAUUAUCAUCUUGCGCACUGAUAUUUUAACCUGUUGUAGACUAGAAACUUUGCAUAGACUAGAGGUGUAGUGUUUAGUUUCAUCUGUUAUGUCUGUUAAAGUAAUUCAUUUUCUUCAAUAAAGUUGUUAAGUUUUA